CACGACUUUCUUGUUGACAUUGUUCCUUUAAUUUCUGCUUCUUGCAUCUCUGGUUGUGGGGGUUGCUCUUCUUUCUGGUUAAAUUGGCCACUUCGAUUCCUUCAAUCCCACCAACCAGUCCCUUUCUUUUCUAAUCCGCGAUGUCAUUCUUGCGUGUCGCUUCGAGGCGAAUGCCUCUCGCAAAGCGAGUCAUUCCUAGCAUUGAGUCACCGAUUCAGCGACGAUUCGCCUCGGUCGCUACCAACAUUCCUCAGGAUGUGAAGAAGCAAGUCAAGAAGGAGGCAUCUUUGCCCAACCCCGACCCUGCUGCGGAUUCGGCGACAAUGGCUUUCAUCGAGGAACGAGCCCCAUACAUGGUCCCUACCUAUGUCCGACCGGCUCCUAUGAUGAUGAAGGGACAAGGCUGCUACCUGUGGGAUAUGGAGAACAGACGCUACCUGGAUUUCACCGCUGGUAUUGCUGUCAACUCUCUUGGUCACUGUGACACGGAGAUCGCACAGAUCAUUUCUGAGCAGGCCGAGACUCUUCUUCAUGCAUCCAACCUUUACCACAACCCCUGGACCGGUGCCCUUAGCAAGUCGUUGAUCACAUUGACCCGGGAGUCCGGUGCUAUGCGCGACGCUUCGCAAGUGUUCAUUUCCAACUCAGGAACCGAGGCCAACGAGGCUGCCAUCAAGUUCGCCCGCAAGGUCGGCCGCUCUAUUGAUCCCUCGGGCGCAAAGCAUGAAUUUGUCUCCUUCCACAACUCAUUCCACGGCCGUACUAUGGGCGCUCUCUCCGCUACUCCCAACCCCAAGUACCAGACUCCCUUCUCUCCUAUGAUCCCGGGUUUCAAGUACGGUGACUACAACAAUGUCGAGCAGCUCCAGACUCUCAUCACAGACAAGACCUGUGGUGUGAUCGUGGAGCCCAUCCAGGGUGAGGGUGGUGUUAACAUUGCUACCCCCGAGUUCCUUGUCGCUCUGCGCAAGCGAUGCGACGAGGUCGGUGCCGUUCUGGUCUUCGAUGAGAUCCAGUGCGGUCUCUCCCGUACCGGUUCUUUCUGGGCCCAUGGCCAUCCUUCCCUGGCACCCGCCUCUGGUGAGGCAGCCCACCCUGAUAUCCUGACCACCGCCAAGGCUCUUGGUAACGGUAUCCCCAUCGGCGCUACAAUUGUCUCUGGUAAGACUGUCGCCGAGCACAUCAAGACUGGUGAUCACGGAACCACCUUUGGCGGUAACCCCCUUGCCUGUCGUGUUGCGCACCACAUUGUCUCACGUCUCGCAUCUUCCGAGCUGCAGAACUCGGUUGAGACCAAGUCCGCUCUGUUUGUUGCGGGCUUCCAGGACCUGCAGAAGAAGUACCCCGAUAUCGUCGGAGAGAUUCGUGGUCGCGGUCUCAUCCUGGGUCUCCAGCUUUCUGAUGCCUUUAAGGCCAACGCCGCUGAAUUGAUCGGUGCCGCCCGUGAGAGAGGACUCUUGGUAAUCACUGCUGGCGAUGGCUGCCUCCGCUUUGUUCCUCCCUUGAACAUCACUGAGGAACAGAUCAAGACUGGUCUCAAGAUCCUCGAGCAGGCCCUGGAAGCUGUUGUUGCUAAGCAAUAGACUUUGAUUUUAAUUAUAUACAAUAGAAUUAUAUCCCAUUGAAAGAGGUUUUCGCACGACAAGUUAAUGGGUGUUGUAUAGUUUUCUCAAUUUUUGGAUUUUAUCGUCAGCGGCUUCUGGCGGGUAUUGUCGAUCCAUGCCCAUUUUGCUGGUUUCUAUUUUCUGUCUUUAC
Aspergillus wentii DTO 134E9 is the source of this 1755-nucleotide messenger RNA. Its product is annotated as acetylornithine transaminase. Bases 141 to 1583 code for a protein of 480 amino acids. Gene Ontology annotation, biological process: arginine metabolic process. Lineage: Eukaryota; Fungi; Ascomycota; Eurotiomycetes; Eurotiales; Aspergillaceae. The transcript is spliced from 3 exons. Gene Ontology annotation, cellular component: mitochondrial matrix. The record is from RefSeq and is a predicted model, not a curated record. Gene Ontology annotation, molecular function: identical protein binding; pyridoxal phosphate binding; transaminase activity.